AUGUGCUACUACGGAGGCUACUAUGGAGGCCUGGGCUACGGCUAUGGCUCUGGCCUGGGCUAUGGCUAUGGCUCUGGUUAUGGCUGUGGAUGUGGCAGUUUCCGUGGCCUAGGAUAUGGCUGUGGUGGCUGUGGCUAUGGAGGCCUGGGCUAUGGUGGCUAUGGCUAUGGUGGCUAUGGCUAUGGUUGUUGCCGCCCAUUUUGCUAUGGAAGAUAUUACUCCUAUGGCUGCUACUGA
Gracilinanus agilis (Agile Gracile Mouse Opossum) is the source of this 237-nucleotide messenger RNA. RefSeq names its product keratin-associated protein 20-2-like. NCBI's taxonomy places the organism in Eukaryota, Metazoa, Chordata, Mammalia, Didelphimorphia, Didelphidae. Bases 1 to 237 code for a protein of 78 amino acids. The transcript has 2 exons. The record is from RefSeq and is a predicted model, not a curated record.